AUGUCCACCAGCUUCAGAGAUUCGGUGAACAGUCUGGGAUGGUCGCGGAGGGAGCCAGAAUAUACAGCCAACACCAACUCUUCCACCCCAUUCCUGUCGACGCUGAACUCGAUCAAUCCAUUUAAACGAGGUGGCUAUGUGCAGCUGCCUACCCACGAGGCUCCAGGAGCCCCUCUACCGGCACCAACACGGAGAGAAGAAGAGGAAGGAUGGUUUGCUAUGAGCCGAUGGGAUAAGAUGUUGAUCUUCGGCGGGCUGAACCUUGCGGCGAUGGCAUGCUUCGUACUCUGCUUCGUGCUAUUCCCAAUUCUGUUUGCAAAGCCACGCAAGUUCGCGACUUUAUGGUCUGCAGGCUCGAUACUUUUCCUGGCGUCUUGGGCAGCGCUCAUGGGGCCGCAAGCUUAUCUCGCCCAUCUUCUGUCCGGGCCGCGCCUGCCUUUCACUGCGGUGUAUGUCGGAAGCAUCGUCAUGACAAUAUACUUUGCCGUGGGGCUUCACUCAACCAUCUUGACACUGCUGUUCUCCAUCAUACAGCUGGUCGCGCUGGUAUGGUAUCUGGUCAGCUACUUUCCCAUGGGAAGUACUGGCCUUAGAUUCGCUGCCAGAGUCGGAGGAGGUCGUCUGACUGCGUGGAUGAACGAUUAG
This is a messenger RNA of Cyphellophora attinorum, 645 nucleotides long. Its product is annotated as Protein transport protein SFT2. Bases 1 to 645 code for a protein of 214 amino acids. The transcript has 4 exons. The record is from RefSeq and is a predicted model, not a curated record. Lineage: Eukaryota; Fungi; Ascomycota; Eurotiomycetes; Chaetothyriales; Cyphellophoraceae. Gene Ontology annotation, biological process: vesicle-mediated transport. Gene Ontology annotation, cellular component: membrane.